CCACUGAAAAGCCCAAUUGUUAUGAAAGCUUUCAGGAAACCUGGACCAAGCCAACCAUCUGUAUAAAGUCAGGCACUUCAGCGCAAAACCCUCAGAAUCAUUUGAUAUCUAUCUACACUGAAGUCAAAGGCUAAAGAAUCACUUAAAAUGAAAUUGUGCUAUGGAUUAUUUCAGACCCGUGCCGCAUGGAUCCAGUUUGCCUUUAUCUGCUCAAUGCUGUGCAUGUGGACUAGUGUUGAGUCCUGGUCUUACGUCUACUCAAACGAAUCAAUGAAAUGGGAUGAUGCACGUAAAUGGUGCAAGGAGAACUACACAGACAUGGUGGCCAUCCAGAACCGGGAGGAGAUCGAGCAUCUUAACAACUGGCUGCCCAAAAAAAAAGGCUACUACUGGAUUGGGAUCCGUAAGAUCAAUGAUGUCUGGACCUGGGUAGGAACCAACAAAACUCUGACAGAAGAAGCGACGAACUGGGCAGAAGGAGAACCAAAUAAUGGCAAAGCUGGACAAAGUGUAGGAGUCACUGAGGACUGUGUGGAGAUGUACAUUAAACGAGACCAAAAUCCAGGCACGUGGAAUGACGAGAGGUGUAUGAAAAAAAAGACUGCUCUGUGCUACACAGCGGCUUGUAAGAAUGACUCCUGUUUGCAUGGAGAGUGUGUUGAAACCAUCAACAGCCACAAAUGUGAAUGCUUUGAAGGGUUUUUUGGAGACAAGUGUGGCCAAGUUGUGCAGUGUAACAAAAGUGAGGUGAUUGUCCCAGAUAAAGGACAUGUAAAUUGCUCUCACAAGCAUGGCAAUUUCUCCUAUGACUCGUUGUGUCAGUACUCCUGUGAGGAAGGAUACAAGCUGAGUGUGCAGACUCCUCUGAGGUGCACAGCCUCAGGAAAAUGGUCAGAUAAGCACCCUUCAUGUGAAUUGAUUCAGUGUGAGAAGAUGUCAGAGCCUACACAUGGAUCCAUGAAAUGCUCCAAUCCUCUGGGCUCAUUCAGCUAUCAGUCCACCUGUACUUUUACCUGUGAUGAAGGUUAUGUACUGUCUGCAUCUCCAUCUCUGCAAUGUGAAUCAUCAGGAAACUGGAAUGCAUCCCAGCCAUUCUGUGUUGCUGUCCAGUGCCCUGCUCUGCAAAAUUUGAAAAAUGGCUUUGUCAGCUGUGGAGAAGAUGCUGAUAUGAGGUUCAGCUACAAAAACACCUGCAGCUUCAGUUGUGACCAAGGUUACCAUUUAGUGGGAGCCAGUAGCGUGACCUGCACGUCAGGAGGUACAUGGAAUCAGCAGAUUCCUCACUGUGAAGCCAUCCUUUGCCAGAAUCCAGAGAGAGAAGCUCCCCUCAUCAUGCAGUGCAGUGACUCUGUGACUGAACUGCGACCAAACUCCACCUGCAGCUUCAGCUGUGAAGAAGGUUUUGAACUGCAGGGAGCAAACACCAUCAAGUGUUCUGAGGACGGACAGUGGAAUAAAAACAUACCUACAUGCAAAGUUGUUCGAUGCCCGUUGCUUGAGGCUCCUGAAAACGGUCACAUCAAUUGCUCCAGCACUGAGUCAGUUUACAACUCUCAGUGCUCCUUCACCUGUGACCAAGGCUACUUAUUAGAAGGACCUGAGCUGCUGACCUGUGAUAAUCAUGGCAACUGGACUGGAGAGAAACCCACCUGUCAAGCCAUCCUUUGCCAGAAUCCAGAGAGAGAAGCUCCCCUCAUCAUGCAGUGCAGUGACUCUGUGACUGAACUGCGACCAAACUCCACCUGCAGCUUCAGCUGUGAAGAAGGUUUUGAACUGCAGGGAGCAAACACCAUCAAGUGUUCUGAGGACGGACAGUGGAAUAAAAACAUACCUACAUGCAAAGAAAAACAAUGUCCUGCUCCAGAGGUCCCAAUACAUGGUCAGAUAAGCUGCAGCCCUUCUCUGUCUUCAUUUGUUAGUCAUGAGGCAACACAUCCAGUUGGCAUGGUUUGCAUUUUUACCUGUGAUGAAGGUUAUGUACUGUCUGGAUCUCCAUCUCUGCAAUGUGAAUCAUCAGGAAACUGGAAUGCAUCCCAGCCAUUCUGUGUUGCUGUCCAGUGCCCUGCUCUGCAAAAUUUGAAAAAUGGCUUUGUCAGCUGUGGAGAAGAUGCUGAUAUGAGGUUCAGCUACAAAAACACCUGCAGCUUCAGUUGUGACCAAGGUUACCAUUUAGUGGGAGCCAGUAGCGUGACCUGCACAUCAGGAGGUACAUGGAAUCAGCAGAUUCCUCACUGUGAAGCCAUCCUUUGCCAGAAUCCAGAGAGAGAAGCUCCCCUCAUCAUGCAGUGCAGUGACUCUGUGACUGAACUGCGACCAAACUCCACCUGCAGCUUCAACUGUGAAGAAGGUUUUGAACUGCAGGGAGCAAACACCAUCAAGUGUUCUGAGGACGGACAGUGGAAUAAAAACAUACCUACAUGCAAAGCAAAAGGAUGUCCUGCUCCAGAGGUCCCAACAAAUGGUCAGAUAAGCUGCAGCCCUUCUCUGUCUUCAUUUGUUAGUCAUGAGACACCCCAUCCACUUGGCAUGCUUUGUAAUUUUACAUGUGAUGAAGGACAUGAGCUGCAAGGUGCACACAGCAUGGAGUGUACACAUCCAGGCCAAUGGACCUCCAGAUCACCAAUCUGCACAGCUGUUACAUGUUUGUUGCUUGAGGCUCCUGAAAACGGCCACAUCAAUUGCUCCAGCACUGAGUCAGUUUACAACUCUCAGUGCUCCUUCACCUGUGACCAAGGCUACUCAUUAGAAGGACAUGAGCUGCUGACUUGUGAUCACCAUGGCAACUGGACUAGAGAGAAACCCACCUGUCAAGCCAUCCUUUGCCAGAAUCCAGAGAGAGAAGCUCCCCUCAUCAUGCAGUGCAGUGACUCUGUGACUGAACUGCGACCAAACUCCACCUGCAGCUUCAGCUGUGAAGAAGGUUUUGAACUGCAGGGAGCAAACACCAUCAAGUGUUCUGAGGACGGACAGUGGAAUAAAAACAUACCUACAUGCAAAGCAAAAGGAUGUCCUGCUCCAGAGGUCCCAACAAAUGGUCAGAUAAGCUGCAGCCCUUCUCUGUCUUCAUUUGUUAGUCAUGAGACACCCCAUCCACUUGGCAUGCUUUGUAAUUUUACAUGUGAUGAAGGACAUGAGCUGCAAGGUGCACACAGCAUGGAGUGUACACAUCCAGGCCAAUGGACCUCCAGAUCACCAACCUGCACAGUUGUUCGAUGCCCGUUGCUUGAGGCUCCUGAAAACGGUCACAUCAAUUGUUCCAGCACUGAGUCAGUUUACAACUCUCAGUGCUCUUUCACCUGUGACCAAGGCUACUCAUUAGAAGGACCUGAGCUGCUGACCUGUGAUCAUCAUGGCAACUGGACUGGAGAGAAACCCACCUGUCAAGCCAUCCUUUGCCAGAAUCCAGAGAGAGAAGCUCCCCUCAUCAUGCAGUGCAGUGACUCUGUGACUGAACUGCGACCAAACUCCACCUGCAGCUUCAGCUGUGAAGAAGGUUUUGAACUGCAGGGAGCAAACACCAUCAAGUGUUCUGAGGACGGACAGUGGAAUAAAAACAUACCUACAUGCAAAGAAAAACAAUGUCCUGCUCCAGAGGUCCCAAUGCAUGGUCAGAUAAGCUGCAGCCCUUCUCUGUCUUCUUUUGUUAGUCAUGAGGCAACACAUCCAGUUGGCAUGGUUUGCAUUUUUACCUGUGAUGAAGGUUAUGUACUGUCUGGAUCUCCAUCUCUGCAAUGUGAAUCAUCAGGAAACUGGAAUGCAUUCCAGCCAUUCUGUGUUGCAAAAGGAUGUCCUGCUCCAGAGGUCCCAACAAAUGGUCAGAUAAGCUGCAGCCCUUCUCUGUCUUCAUUUGUUAGUCAUGAGACACCCCAUCCACUUGGCAUGCUUUGUAAUUUUACAUGUGAUGAAGGACAUGAGCUGCAAGGUGCACACAGCAUGGAGUGUACACAUCCAGGCCAGUGGACCUCCAGAUCACCAACCUGUACAGCUGUUACAUGUUUGUUCCUUGAGGCUCCUGAAAACGGUCACAUCAAUUGUUCCAGCACUGAGUCAGUUUACAACUCUCAGUGCUUCUUCACCUGUGACCAAGGCUACUCAUUAGAAGGACAUGAACUGCUAACCUGUGAUCACCAUGGCAACUGGACUGGAGAGAAACCCACCUGUCAAGCCAUCCUUUGCCAGAAUCCAGAGAGAGAAGCUCCCCUCAUCAUGCAGUGCAGUGACUCUGUGACUGAACUGCGACCAAACUCCACCUGCAGCUUCAGCUGUGAAGAAGGUUUUGAACUGCAGGGAGCAAACACCAUCAAGUGUUCUGAGGACGGACAGUGGAAUAAAAACAUACCUACAUGCAAAGCAAAAGGAUGUCCUGCUCCAGAGGUCCCAACAAAUGGUCAGAUAAGCUGCAGCCCUUCUCUGUCUUCAUUUGUUAGUCAUGAGACACCCCAUCCACUUGGCAUGCUUUGUAAUUUUACAUGUGAUGAAGGACAUGAGCUGCAAGGUGCACACAGCAUGGAGUGUACACAUCCAGGCCAAUGGACCUCCAGAUCACCAACCUGCACAGUUGUUCGAUGCCCGUUGCUUGAGGCUCCUGAAAACGGUCACAUCAAUUGUUCCAGCACUGAGUCAGUUUACAACUCUCAGUGCUCUUUCACCUGUGACCAAGGCUACUCAUUAGAAGGACCUGAGCUGCUGACCUGUGAUCAUCAUGGCAACUGGACUGGAGAGAAACCCACCUGUCAAGCCAUCCUUUGCCAGAAUCCAGAGAGAGAAGCUCCCCUCUUCAUGCAGUGCAGUGACUCUGUGACUGAACUGCGACCAAACUCCACCUGCAGCUUCAGCUGUGAAGAAGGUUUUGAACUGCAGGGAGCAAACACCAUCAAGUGUUCUGAGGACGGACAGUGGAAUAAAAACAUACCUACAUGCAAAGCAAAAGGAUGUCCUGCUCCAGAGGUCCCAACAAAUGGUCAGAUAAGCUGCAGCCCUUCUCUGUCUUCAUUUGUUAGUCAUGAGACACCCCAUCCACUUGGCAUGCUUUGUAAUUUUACAUGUGAUGAAGGACAUGAGCUGCAAGGUGCACACAGCAUGGAGUGUACACAUCCAGGCCAAUGGGCCUCCAGAUCACCAACCUGUACAGUUGUUCGAUGCCUGUUGCUUGAGGCUCCUGAAAACGGUCACAUCAAUUGCUCCAGCACGGAGUCAGUUUACAACUCUCAGUGCUCCUUCACCUGUGACCAAGGCUACUCAUUAGAAGGACCUGAGCUGCUAACAUGUGAUCAUCAUGGCAACUGGACUGGAGAGAAACCCACCUGUCAAGCUCCUGCUCCAGUUACUGCAGUUACUGCUGGUGUUGCCACAGGAGGGAUUGCCUUGUUAUCUGGUGUGUCUAUGGCUAUGUGGGUCUUUAAAAAAUUGAAGAAAUCAAAAAACCUUGAACAGCAACUCUGACAUAGAGGCUCCUCCACAGACUUUCCAAGAACAGUUUUGACAGCCUAAUAUAGCAAAAACUUGCCAUAUUAGAAAACUACAAAUAGUUUUACACAUUAUGUGUAAAUUAUCAUUUUAGUGCAUAACAGCAAAUAAUUUGAUAUAGAAUUCAUGUAAUA
Oreochromis aureus is the source of this 5600-nucleotide messenger RNA. Its product is annotated as P-selectin-like. Gene Ontology annotation, biological process: heterophilic cell-cell adhesion; leukocyte tethering or rolling; response to cytokine. Lineage: Eukaryota; Metazoa; Chordata; Actinopteri; Cichliformes; Cichlidae. Gene Ontology annotation, cellular component: membrane; external side of plasma membrane. The transcript is spliced from 30 exons. Gene Ontology annotation, molecular function: sialic acid binding; oligosaccharide binding. The record is from RefSeq and is a predicted model, not a curated record. The coding region runs from base 148 to 5442 and encodes 1764 amino acids.